CUCUGGUAGUAAGACUUUGUGAGCCAGUUUUCAUCUCUUACUGAUCUUGUGUUUUUAUGAAUUGACAAGAAAACAAUGAGAGAGGCUGCCUAGGAGAGGAAGGGGAUUGCUCCAAGAACUCUGCAGGCCUUGCAAGACCCUACCUGCACUUGUCACAUUGGCCAGGCUGGAUUCUGGGAGAGCAGUGAUAGAAGUUUCUCACCUUUGGAGGAAAUGGCCUGCUACCAGUCACUUGACCAAACAUGUCAUGUGAAUUAUGAAAAAGCAGAAGGGCUCUGGAAGGACAGAGAAGGUGCCUCCCCCACAGAAGCACGGCUGCUGAGGAUCCUCCUGGUGGGCAGAACAGGCAGCGGGAAAAGCGCCACAGGAAACAGCAUCCUCUGCCGGCCAGCCUUUGAGUCCAGGCUGGCCGCCCAGUCGGUGACCAGGGCCUGCCAGGGGGAGAGGGGCACGUGGAAUGGGAGGGACAUCCUGGUGGUCGACACGCCCUCCAUCUUUGAGGCAGAGGCCCACUCGCAGGAGAUGUACAAGGACAUCGCGGACUGCUACCUGCUGUCUGCCCCAGGGCCCCACGUGCUGCUCCUGGUCACCCAGCUGGGGCGCUUCACGGCCCAGGACGCGGUGGCAGUGAGGAGGGUGAAGGAGGUGUUUGGGACCCAGGCCAUGAGGCACACGAUCGUGCUCUUCACCCACCGGGAAGACUUGGGCGACGAGUCCCUGGACCAUUACGUGGUCAACACGGACAACCUCGGCCUGCGCCGGCUGCUGGCGGAGUGCGGCCGGAGGUACUGCGCCUUCAACAACCGCGCGGCGGGCGAGCAGCAGCGCGCGCAGCUGGCCGAGCUCAUGGCGGUGGUGGAGCAGCUGGAGCGCGAGCGCUCCUACCAGGGCGACCACCUCUUCCUCCCCGGGCCGCGGCUGCAGCCAGGCGGGGGCGCCGGCGGCCCGGAAGCCUAUGCGCACUACGUGGCCGAGGUGAGGGCGCAGGUGGACAGGCAGAAGCAGGCGCUGAGGAAGGAGGAGAGGAACUGCAAGGUCAAGGCGAUCCGCAGAGCCGAAAACUGCACGAUUCCUCGCUAUGUAAUAUCUGCCCUUUUGAUUUUAUGCGGUGUGCUUACUCUUGUCAUUUUAAUGACCUUUUAUAUUAAGCGCGGGAACUGAACAUUUUCAAGUGAUUGCCCCCAGAGCCACCAUCAAGGUGUGGCAUUUUCUUGCAUAUGGUAAUUAAUGUUGGAGAACAGACAGCUGCAAAUGGUGGGAACAGGAAAUUAACAGAAUAAUUCUGUUAAAUGGGCCCACUGUGCUGCCCCCGGCCCCCACCACAUGCUUUUCCAAGAAGCAAUUUACCUGAAGCUCUGCCUGGCCUAAGUAGACAGGCUGUGUCACAUUUCUCAGCAAACUACCUGCCAUCUGCGGAGAAAUGCAGGUGAUAAACCUAGCCUAAUUCCCUCUUAAGAUCAGGAGCCAUCUUGUCCCAAUUUAUAAAGGAUUUAUUUCUGUUUUCUGUAAAACAGAAUUUCUGUAAAAUAGGAUUUCUGCAUAGCCUGGCCAUAAUUUGAUGUUGUAAAGCUGCUGGGAAUGCCUGCCUGUGCCUUGAACUCACCCAUUUAGGAGGCACCACUAAAGUGGUGCCUCCAAUCUUGGCCUUCUCUGGCCAGAUAAUGACCCUCUCUGAGGCUCUAAUGACCUUCAUAAAUUCUGAUGGCUGUCGGGCCAGCAAAAUAUGAACUAGCUUUUGUGUUACGCUUGUCAAAAUUUUGUUAUCUGUAAGUUCUCAAACCCCCUUUGUGUAACUUUCUGUGCUAUAAAGCUGUACUCUUGGAGAGCUGGGGGGUUGUCUGUGGUUCCAUGGUUUUAGGGAGAGACAGCCUGGCUGGUCAAAAUAAUAAGCUUGCUUUCACUUGAUUUUAA
Molecule: messenger RNA, 1911 nt
Organism: Marmota flaviventris (yellow-bellied marmot)
Lineage: Eukaryota; Metazoa; Chordata; Mammalia; Rodentia; Sciuridae
Product: GTPase IMAP family member 5-like
Molecular function (GO): GTP binding
Source: RefSeq, a predicted model, not a curated record